CUCUGCCGGCCGCGCGCGGCAGAUAUCUGCAGGGCAGCUGCAGGACAGCCGCAGCGAUAGUGAGGAAAAGCGUGCGUGCAGCCCUUUGGCAGCUAACCACCGCAAGCAGCAAUCCUUGUUGUCCCACUGCCAAAGACAAGGCUUGGGCCAUGGGGUUGUUCGUGGCGACCAAGUCGCCCAAGGGCCAGAAGAAGAAGCGUCAUAAGUACAGCCACGGCGGCGAGAGCAUGAAGGCCAUGCUCCGGGACGAGCUCCGCGAGGACGCCGGCGCCGCCGCCGCGACGGGCCCGACGGCGGCCGAGGAGGCCCAGUGCAAGGCCGAGGACGCCGCGCCCGCUGGUGCAGCCGACGCGACAGAGAUGUACAAACGCAUCGCUGACUGGUACAGCAGCCCGGAAGGCGACGCGCUGCGGGCAGCCUGGGGUCAGUAUCCGUCGUCGCCAGAGACGCUCGAGAGCUGGCCGGGCUUCGUCGCGGUGACCAACGCGUACCUCGACCACGCGGGCCCGCCGACCGCCCCCGCGGCGAACCAGUUCGAAGGAGCCGUCGCGGAGGAAGAGCCGGGCUCACCAGUGCUUGAAGAUGAUGCGGAGGCAUGGAAGGCGCAUUGCCGCAAUGUCGUCGCGAUGGUCGAGGGAACUGUUGUUGGCGAGACGGCACCGGGAGAUCCGGUGAUGGCGGGAGAGGUGGUGCGAGUGGAGGCGGAGGCCGGGUCGGAGCCCGUUGUCGCGAGCGAGGUGGUGCCCGAGGUCAUGGAGCGCAAGGCGCCCGCGAAAGGCCCGACGCGCGGCUCCGUCGAGGCGACCGGCCCAGUGCUGACAAACGAGACGCUGCGAGACUGGGUGAAGCGCUGGUGCAAAGGCAAGAAAAAAGGCCUGCCCCACAUCUCAAAGUGGAAUACGAGCCAAGUCACUGAUACGAGCGAGCUCUUCAAGGACCAAGUAAACUUUAACGAUGACAUCGGCGCGUGGGAUACCUCUAGCGUCACGACGAUGCGCGGGAUGUUCGCCUUCAGCGGGCAUGAUGCUGCUCCUAUGCAAUUUAACCAGAAUAUAGGCAGCUGGCGAGUCGACAAGGUCACGGAUAUGAGCAGCAUGUUCCGCGGCACCUCGGCGUUCAACCAACCGAUCGGCGGAUGGCAGGUCGAUAAAGUCACGAAUAUGCACAAAAUGUUUGACCGGGCCGAGUCGUUCGACCAGCCGAUCGGUGGCUGGCGGGUCGACCAGGUCAUGGAUAUGAGCAUAAUGUUCUGGGGAGCCAAGUCGUUCAACCAGCCGCUGAACGACUGGCGGGUCGAUAAGGUCACAAAUAUGAGCAGGAUGUUCGAACGGGCCGAGUCGUUCGACCAACCGCUCGGCGACUGGCGGGUCGACAACGUCACGAAUAUGCGCCGGAUGUUCUUCAAAGCCUCGUCGUUCAACCAGCCGCUGAACGACUGGCGGGUCGACAACGUCACGGAUAUGGGCGCGAUGUUCUGCGGCGCCUCGUCGUUCAACCAGCCGCUGAACGACUGGCGGGUCGACAACGUCAGGAAUAUGAGCUGCAUGUUCGAGGGCGCCUCGUCGUUCAACCAACCGCUGAACGACUGGCGGGUCGACAACGUCACGAAUAUGAGAAGCAUGUUCGAACACGCCUCGCGGUUCAACCAACCGCUGAACGACUGGCGGGUCGACAACGUCACGAAUAUGAGCAGCAUGUUCCUCAGCGCCUACUCGUUCAACCACCCGCUCGGCGACUGGAGACUUCGGUCAGACUGCAAGACUUGGAUGAUGUUAGACUGUAUAGACUUCCGGAAUAGCUCCCCAGUGAAGGAGUCGUGCUGCGCCAUCUCGUAACGUUUCUAGAUUUACUAUAGUAUCCCAGGUGUGCUCUGAAACCGCGACCUGGAAGUCCUGGUUAAUACACAAAUACCAAAC
Molecule: messenger RNA, 1916 nt
Organism: Pelagomonas calceolata
Lineage: Eukaryota; Pelagophyceae; Pelagomonadales; Pelagomonadaceae
Source: the annotation of a GenBank genome assembly